This is a messenger RNA of Tribolium madens (black flour beetle), 7311 nucleotides long. RefSeq lists its product as uncharacterized. The record is from RefSeq and is a predicted model, not a curated record. The transcript has 15 exons. Gene Ontology annotation, molecular function: serine-type endopeptidase activity; protein binding. The coding region runs from base 320 to 6778 and encodes 2152 amino acids. NCBI's taxonomy places the organism in Eukaryota, Metazoa, Arthropoda, Insecta, Coleoptera, Tenebrionidae. Gene Ontology annotation, cellular component: membrane. Gene Ontology annotation, biological process: proteolysis.
CUUCGUCAUGUACCCUCAGUAAGCAAUCGACAAUAAACCGGUAACAAGUGGUUCGUAACACCGAGUGCCUUACUACACCACAGUGCUACUAAAUGGAUUGUUAACAAAGAACAAAAACUUGAAACAUUUUUUAAAAUAAAACUGUAAAAAGUGAAUGUGUGCAAUAUUUACAGCAUCCGGGAGGAUUUCGCGUCACAACGAUUAAUGGUGCACCCUAUACAAGUCGAAGACUAGGGUGUGGAACACCAAAAUUCUUCUACAGUGCAUAAGUGCAAGACUUUGUAACAUGAUAUAGUGUCCUUCUAUUAUUUCAACAGAUAUGGACGCUGAUAGCAGCUACGGCGGCAGCGACACCGCUCAAGACUCCCAUUCCGGCCAUGAUAACAGUUCCUCGCUCGAAACCACCCACAAUGACGCCACCCAACAGCAAGAACCUAACAAUUUCUACCACAAGAACGAAAUCACCCUUCCAGUCAACUACGACGAGACGGAUUUCCAGGAGAACAAGACCUCGAAACAGCCCCAUUACCUCUCGACGGCCAAUUUGAACAUUAAUGACACGUUGGAGCAUCACAGUAAUUUAGAGGAGAUGAGCAAGAAUUACAAAAGCACGAGUUAUCUGAACGAAUCGCCGAGGAUAAGGAAAAAAUCCGAGACGGGAGUCGAUAAUCCCGCUUUCCAGGAAGAAGAGUACAAACCGGAAGUCAAGUCGACUUUCGAUAAUAAUAAGCCAUACAAUGGAGACUUGAACUCAUCAGCGAUGUUGGGGCUCACGUCGCCGACCAAAAAUGAGGAACCUUUGACUGAAGCUGUUAAUCUAGAGUUAAUCAAUUUGAAACCUGCGGGAAAAGACGUGACAGGUGCUUACGAAAAUGGUACUAACGGGAUGACUAGCAUUCCGGUGAAGAAAGAAAACGAUGCAGAAAUUGGCAAUCCCUACGAUGAAUAUUUCGUUCCUGUCAAUGAACACCGAAAAUACAUGAGCAAAACGCGAAAAGGUCGCAACAGCGUCACUUUUGCCGAGAUGAUAACUACAUCCGGAGUUGACAAUGCCGGACUGUCCAUAACAGCCCCGGAACAGGGUGUAGUGGAAUACCCCGACUGGCUGACGUCACUUGAAAACACACGAGGAGAAAAAUUAUAUGUUACCAUGGACAAGAGAAAUAAGAAGAAGCGAAACAAGUGUUUGUGUUGGGGACUCUGCCUGUGUAUCGUCGCUGCCGCUGUUAUCAUAGGAAUCUUAGCUGCAGUUGGUGUAAUUGGUAAUCAAGGACCGCCAGGACAAGAAGUAAGUGCGCGUCAUUUCGGUUCAUCGUCAUCUAGUGAGCCGGAAAUUAAAGCCGCUGGGGGAAUUUUUGGACUUCCCAGAGAUAUAGUUAAUGAAACGACGAUACCUCCCGAAGUAAAAACUCCUUUAACUCCGGGUCCUCCUGUUGUUACUGUUUCGAGUGUGUUACCAACUACUGAGACUUCAAUGAUACAAGUUCCUCGGGCUUUAGAAUCGCAAAUAGUGAUAGAUAAUCUUGAGUUUACUCCUGCCUUGGCCGAUAAGAACAGUACUGAAUUUAAAACUCUUGCUGAGGCUUUAGAGACUGAACUGAAAAAUUCCUUAUUUUCUAGUGAUAUGUUAAAGUAUGGUGCUGCAGAUGUCGAAGUAAAAGUUAUGGAUUUUGCCUCCGGAAGUGUAGUAGUAAAAUAUCGAAUUACGUGGGUUUUUAAAGACGGCAUCCAUAAUCCUAAAGAUCCCAUCGAUGAAGAAAUGUUGAAAAGGAAAAUAAGAAAUGUUUUAGACAAAAAUAACGGUUUCUUGAAUGAUUAUCACAUUUCCGAUAAUACUGUCACUGUAGAUAGAAUACUCGAUCAAUGCAAAAUUGAUAAUAAUGGAUGCGAAUUUAAUUGUUCUUUUGAUUAUCAAACAGCAAACUUCAUGUGUUCAUGCCCUACCGGAAAAUAUUUGGCUCAUGACCAAAAAUCUUGUACUGAUGAAGUAAUGGUUCAACCUGAAGCUGAAUUUGAUCAUGUACAUAUUCACUCAACCACAACACCGGAACCAACACAUGAUCAUGAUCACCACCAUGACAAUAAACCUUCAGUUGAACCAGAACCCACAUCUGAACCUGAACCAACGCACGAUCAUGAUUACCACCAUCACUUUGAACCAGAACCCACAUCUGAACCUGAACCAACGCACGAUCAUGAUCACCACCACCACUUUGAACCCUCGGCCGAACCAGAACCUACUUCUGAACCUGAACCAAGCCACGAUCAUGAACCGUCAGCCGAACCAGAACCCACUUCCGAACCUGUACCAACCCACGAUCAUGAACAUCACGUUGAAACUUCAUCUGAACCAGAACACUCAUCUGAACCUGAACCAACUAACAAUCAACAUAACCUUCAUAGCAUACCAGAACCAACCUCUGAGCCUGAACCAGAACCAACAUCAGAACCUGAACCAACGCAUAAACCGGAAGAACCUUCUCACCAAAAUUACGUUCAUUUCCAUGAAGCUGAACCCACUAGUGAACCUAACGCGGAACCAGAACCAACCGCAGAACCUAAACCUGAACCAGUUUCAACAACUAUGAAAGCUGUAGAACAUAAUACUGAAUCUGUCCUUGCACAUGAACCUCAAGUGGUUCCUGAAUCCACUGCAGAGCCCGCUAUAGAACAUAAAACUGAAUCUGUUCUUGCUCAUGAACCUCAAGUGGUUCCUGAACCUACUUCAGAACCCACUGUGGAACAUAAAACUGAAACAAUUCUCCUUCAUGAACCUGAAGUGGUUCCUGAACCCACUUUAGAACCCACUGUGGAACAUAAAACUGAAUCUGCAUCCGAGAUGGUUCCUACAAUGAAACCAAUGGAAACUACAAAAUCAAGUGAGAUUAUUGGAGAGCCUGUAGCUGAACCGACUUCGGAACCUAUUUCAGAACCUGCCUCCGAGCCUGUUGCACAUACUGAGAAUGUUCAUGUUAUUGAACACACUAGUGAACCUGUUGCUGAACCCACUCCGGCACCUGAUGCUUUGGAACACAGUACUGAACACCACGACGAUGCGAAAAUAGUAGCUGUGGUAGAUAUUACAACAACUACCCUACCACCAAUAAAUGUUACUGCUAAAACUGAAGUUGUUACUGAAACAAAUUUAGUAGUUACAACUCAAAAUACAAAAAUGGUUGAAAGUGACACCACACCAAAUGAAACUGCAACCGAAUUAACACCGAUUCAUACGACCGAAACUGAAGCUGUAUCAAGCGAUUCAGAGAAUAAGAUUCACGAACCGGUAACUGUAAGAGAGUACACUUCUGCGAUUACUUCUACAACACCGCGAAAAAACCAUGAAAUAUUUUCCGAAAUUGAAACAACUACACAAGCAAUGAAGGCAAAUGGUGAAAUCACAACUGAGUUAUUUACUAGUCGACCUAGUGUGCAAACGUCUGAAACUCCUCUAUUAAAUUCAGUCGAACAAACAAAUGAUGCAACAACUACACCAAAAGUUGAAAAUUUCGUUACUACUCAAGUGAAUGAUAACAUGUUGGUACCAGUGUUCGUAAAUGGCGAAACUCGGUUACUAGAAGUCGAAAAUAGUACAACUUCUAAAAAUGAAACUCUUUCAGUGCCAAUUACAGUUAAUGAUCAAUCUGUAACACUAGACUCACAGUUGGUGAAAAAUGUAACUACGGAACCAACAGUACUUGAAACUACAGCACAACCCACCGAUAUGACUAAAAUAUUUAGCGAAAUUCACAAAAUAAUGGACCAACAACAUGAACAAUCGACUGAAGUAGUGACAAACGGUACUCAAGUUAAUGUUGCUGUUGUUGAAAGUACCGAAAAUACAAGUGCUAUGGAUAACAUGUCGCCUUUCCUUCCGGAAAUCGAUAAUGAUACCUUUGUUAACAAGUUGCAUUUAGGCGAACAUGUGAUACCACACAUACAGAAUGAAACUCAAGAAGAUGAAACUAUUGAAGUGUUACAAAACCCUCGUCUUGAUAAUGAUCAAAUGAACGUUACAAAUCCUCAAGAAAAUAACCAAAACGAUACAAUCCUCAAAGUUGUACCUCUAGGAGGCAACGAAAAUGAAAUUAUUGCGAAAACUACCCUCAAACCUUUAGUUGAAGUACAAGAAGUUGCAACUACUAUGCGAUCAGAAAAUUUAAACGUUAUGCAAAAUUCGACAGAAACCACGACUGAAACAAUCAGUACUUUACCCCCCGAAAUUAUCAAUAAUGUUCAUAGUAACACUUAUUUUGAUAACAUUGAAAAAGCAUUGCAGUCAAACAGUACCGGGUUUAGUACAAGUACUGAAGACUUGAUUGCUUUAGAAACGACAACUAAUGUAGGAAAAGUGGCCGAAAAUAGAAAUAUCGUUGUUGAUAGUGUAACCGAAUCGUCAAAUAUUCACAACCAAACAGUCCAAGCUGAAAUUGUGGACACAGUAACAGAAAUGGUUCACUUUGCCAACAAUCACAGUGACAGUAAUGUAACACAAACUGAAGUUCCUCUUGUUGUUACAAGCGCGACACCUGAAGCUACUACAAUGUUACCACAAAACAGUACCCAUCACUAUGAAGUUAACGAAGCUUCAUCGGAUAUUACCACAACUGAAAAAUUCUUUGUAACUGUAAAAAGUACCACUGAUAUCCCCAUCGCGAUAAAAUCCAAUGAAGAUUUAUCUGUGGUUCCUCUAGACCCGGAAGAAGAAUCUGAAACUUCAAAAACAAACGAAAAACGCGUUACUCAUGACGCUGCCAAAAACCUUGAAUCGGAAAAUAGUGACAGUCUUAAUGAUAUAUCAGAGGAACACAACAACAUUGUUAAAUAUCACCACGACUUGAAUCAGAUUUCAGAUUCUACAACGAUAAAAACUGACGAAAUUGACACCAAUACCGAAUUGGGGCCAGAAUUGACCAAGCAAGCAAUCAACAAAAAGAAUUAUUUCGAUAAAGAAAAACCCAAAUUUGAGAAAAAAGUCAAGCUCGAAAAAGUGAUAACCACUGUCACUAACGACGAAAUUUUAAAAACUUCGGUACCAAACGACAAACAGUCGCAUCCAUUUAGUGACAUUAAACCAGUAACUGAAGAUUUUUCAAUUUCUGGAUUCACCAGAUGCAGUUUUGGUCAAUUCCAUUGUGUCAACGGUACUUCCAUCAAAGACGGCAGUUACUGCAUCCCUGAAAAUGACCGUUGCGACUCUGUUGGCGAUUGCAGUGAUGCUUCUGAUGAAAUCGACUGUGUCAAAAAUGGGUGUCCCAACAAUUUCCAAUGCGCCAGUGGCCAGUGCUUGAAGAGACACCUUGUUUGUGAUGGCAUCCAGAACUGUAACGACGGUAGUGAUGAAGCCAUUUGUGAACAUUGGACUUGCCGUUUCGAUGAAUUUUCUUGCGGCCAAGGCAGCCGUUGUUUGCCAGUGCAUUGGAAAUGUGAUGGUAGGGCGCAAUGCCCUGACGGUUCAGACGAAUUUAAUUGUCCUUCGAUGUGCAACGAAGAUUCAUUCCAGUGUUUAGAACAAAAUACGUGUGUACCAAAGAGCUGGAAGUGCGACGGCAAGCCCGAUUGCAUGAAUGCUGAGGAUGAGAAAUCUUGCGAAUGUGCAAGCGACGAAUUCAAGUGUGCCAUCGGUGGAGGUUGCAUCAAAAAAGACCAAACUUGUGACGGAAUCGACGAUUGUGCUGAUAAGUCAGAUGAAUGGAAUUGUCUGCGAUUUGACCAAGACAAGAAAUAUUUACAAGUCAAUGUUAUGAACACUACAUGGUCUCCUGUUUGUUCCGACAACUGGAACCAAACCCAUUCUGACCUUGUUUGCCGCCAAAUGGGCUACGGAGGUUCCGUUUCCACAGAAUCGGUAGAAGCGCCUGAAGGCUUGUUUAAGGAAUAUUACAAAUUGAUACCACAAGCGGUAAUAAAGUCGCCAAUAUUGUCACAACUCCAAAAAGCAGAUACUUGCGAAUUCAUUGUUUCAAUCACCUGUCAAGAAUUUUCGUGCGGAAGCCAUUCGAGUGUUGACGUACAAUCGGCUCGUAUUAUUGGCGGAAAUCGAGGGGCUGAUUCACAGUGGCCCACUUUGACUCUUCUCUACAACCAAAAACUUAAUCUCCAAUGUACUGCCACUCUCUUGACCCCAGUUUGGGCCAUGGCUAGCCACUCUUGCAUCUUUAGUUCUUCACGUCCUCCGGUACCAAAUGAUUGGAUUUUGUACGCUGGAAGUACCAACUUUUUCAGCAAUCCGGACAAUUCCACCACACAAGUGGAGCAAAUCAAACGAAUUGUGUCACACCCACAGGCCAAAUAUUCGCAGUUUGAGUUUACAAAUGACGCAGUUUUGGUCGAGCUUAGCAAACCUCUGACAAUGACCAGAAAUGUCAGUGCUAUGUGUUUGCCUGACAAAGAUAUAGAACCAAGACAAUUAUGUGUGAUUGCCGGUUGGGGUGUCAGCAAACCGGGAGAACCAAACAAAAAUCAGUACCUCCACUAUCUACCAGUUCCAAUAAUUGAUUCAAAAGAGUGCAAUUCGACCAAACACUACAAUGGUUUGAUGAGUAAAGACAAAAUCUGUGCUGGUUAUACAGAUUCUGAGAAAACCCCGUGUUAUAAUGAUGAGGGGGCCCCCUUGAUGUGCUUCUCGGACAGCAGCAGCACGUGGGAACUACAGGGCAUCCUCAGCCACCACGAUAACUGUGCAAGAAGUAAACACCCUGCAAUUUACACUUCGAUAAAUGACAAAAUGAGACGAUGGGUGAUAAAUACGAUAGGACAAAAACCAUCAAGGAAUGCAUAAUCGUGAUUUUGUAUAGACUCUGUAAUAUACACUAGUUUUAUAAAUUAAUUCUAACGGAUAAUCAUAUUUAGCUCAAUUAAGUACUACAUUCCAGAAGACAACUAACUUCCAUUUUUACUUGAACGCAAAAGUGGAAACUAGUCAAUAAAUUUAACCGAUUUGUAGUAUGUGGUUUAGAGUAAGUUUAAAUACCGUUAUGCGAGUAUUUUGGUACCAUUUUUAAUACUAUUGUAAAUAUUGUAUAGUUAAGUUACUCUAUUAUUAUUUUUAUUUUAUUCCUGUUAUUCGUUACAUUUCAUUUCUUACGUAAUUCUAUUUGAUUUAGUUCGAGGUCGAAAUCCGUCCAAUAAAUUAGAAAAAAAAAUACAAUUUGUUUUUUUGUACGUUUUCGCUAGUCACACAUUCUUGUGCCAAUAUGCAAGCAUCGGUGACGGUAAAGACCAUGUAAAUACAUUUUUUAUUAUUACGUAGUAACAGACCUCCCUUCGUUAGUGUUGUAGUGAUAAAUUUUAUCUAAAUAAACUAAACAACAA